This is a messenger RNA of Trichomonas vaginalis G3, 1024 nucleotides long. RefSeq names its product organellar and viral DNA polymerase type B. The annotation marks the transcript as partial. The transcript has a single exon. The record is from RefSeq and is a predicted model, not a curated record. Gene Ontology annotation, molecular function: nucleic acid binding. Lineage: Eukaryota; Parabasalia; Trichomonadida; Trichomonadidae.
AUGACAGAGGACAAUUGUUUCGUUUAUGCUUGCAUUCAGGCUGGAGUAAAUGAAGAAACUAUUGACCACAUGAGAGAAGUCAUUCGUGUUAGAGACUUUCCUCAAAGUAAAGUACAAGAAAUUUCUGACGCAACAGGUAUAGCAUUUAAUGUUACCAUUGGUUACUUCAAUGACUCAAGACAUAAUGAAAUAAAGAGAUACAUACCAAAAGAAUGUGAAACUGUUCGAACUAUUGACUUACUUCUUGUUGAAGACCACUACAUGCUAAACGAAAGACUUCCAAUGACAACAUAUUUCAUUCGCAACUAUAUAGAAAUCUUGAAGGAGUGUGGUGGAAUGAACAAUGAGAAACAGAUGAAGAUUUAUACAAAGAGAGAAGAUAAAUAUGUAGUUCGCAUGGAUAGAACUACACCGCUAUGGGAUGUUAUGAAAACAUUGUGGGAGUGCAAAUAUUUCGAACCUAUUUCUUAUGGAGAACUUUUCACAUAUACGACUGACUUAUAUAAACAGAACCUUGCACCAUUUAAAGAUUUGACAUAUGCUCCAAAGUAUUGUGUACAACUGAAGAAGAAAGCAGAGUCAAAAGAAGUAAAUAAAAAUAAGUGCAAGUUCAUUCCUGAGCACGUUUUCUUUGCUGACUUUGAGUGCAGUACCGAUGGCUUUCAUAAAGCUUUUAACAUCUGUUAUGACAGUGAAGAUGGUUCAGUGAGUGAAAGCAUUUGGGGUCAGAACUGUGCAACAGAAUUUUUGGAACGACUUCCUGACAAGAGUUUAAUAUAUUUCCAUAACCUCAGUUAUGAUAUAAACUUCAUCUUAAGACACAUGACAGAAGUGAAAGGAACUCCCAUCAUUAAAGGUUCACGAACAAUGCAAAUAACUGGCUUAUAUAAAGGAAGGGCAAUUAUUAUAAAAGACUCUUACAGUGUUAUAAAUAAGAAGCUUAAACUAUUUCCUGCUAUGUUUAACUUACAAACAGGACCGAAAGAAGUAUUUCCAUACAACUACUACAGCAGUACUUUGUUAG